Mytilus trossulus (common blue mussel) is the source of this 929-nucleotide messenger RNA. RefSeq lists its product as uncharacterized. The record is from RefSeq and is a predicted model, not a curated record. The transcript has 3 exons. The coding region runs from base 231 to 911 and encodes 226 amino acids. NCBI's taxonomy places the organism in Eukaryota, Metazoa, Mollusca, Bivalvia, Mytilida, Mytilidae.
AAAAGAGACGAAUAAACUUUUAUUUGACACAAAAAGAUGUCCAGCAUCUACACAUAUGUUACAGGAUAUGUAGUGUAUAAUUUGUUAAAGUAGAGAGAAGUGAAGUGUUACAAGGUUGAUAAUAAUUUUGAAGUGUAAAAGUUUCCGUUGUUGGGGUAUAAAUAUCGUCAUCCGGAUAUAAAUUAUUGUUAUACUCAAUUACAUAAAGUGAUGUGGAUGAUAAAGGUUAAAUGAUGGGUAGGACUGGUGAGUUUACAGACUAUGAAGAAUUUUUCACCGCCAGAAAGGCAGGUAUAUUUGUUGGUGCUGCACUGUUUGCUGUGGCAGUUAUAGUUGUAGUAGUUUCAUCAGUAUACCAAGCUAUAGUCAGACGAUGUUGUGCCUCAAAGAAAGACAAUCCAAAAAAGAUUGAAGAAGCUGUUCCAACGAUUGCCGAAGAAACAAGACGUUCCUUCGAAAACCCUGUUUACUCUCAAGAUAUCAAAGAAAAGCAAGAUAUCAAUGUACGAAUUUCAACAGCGGAUGGAUAUCUGUCCAUUGAAAAUCACGAAUAUGAAAAUGCAACUCAUCUAAAAAAGAGAACUGAUUCGGACGCAGAUAGUGACAUAGAUUAUGAAAAUCUCAAAGACAAGAAAAUUGAUCCUCCGAAGGAAAGAAAGAAGCCUCCAAUGAAAAGCAAAACGACUAAAAAGGAGAAAGCAAACAUACCAAUAGAUAAUGAUAUUAAUGGUGUCGAAGAAACAAUUGAAACUUACGACAGGCCUCAGGCACCAAAGUCAAUAAAGAAAAGGACGUUAGAACGUGUUGACGACGAGGACGAAGAUGCACCCGACUAUGAUGUACCAAAAACAUUUACAGAAGACGACGAGGAAACACAAGACUAUGAUGUUCCAAAAUCAUUUACUGAAUAAAAAUUAGCGAUACAUGUA